Molecule: messenger RNA, 1075 nt
Organism: Juglans microcarpa x Juglans regia
Lineage: Eukaryota; Viridiplantae; Streptophyta; Magnoliopsida; Fagales; Juglandaceae
Product: 40S ribosomal protein S5-like
Exons: 5
Coding region: 199-819 (206 amino acids)
Biological process (GO): ribosomal small subunit assembly; translation
Cellular component (GO): cytosolic small ribosomal subunit; ribosome
Molecular function (GO): rRNA binding; structural constituent of ribosome; mRNA binding
Source: RefSeq, a predicted model, not a curated record
AGAAAACGAAAUUAUUAUUCUUCUUGGGCCGGGCUGAGCAGGACCCGGCGGUCGAUCUUUGUUAGGCGUGGGUUUUAGCCCCAAAACAAUUUAGGGUUUCUUCGCAUAGCUUCCGCAUACUGCAAUCUCUUUCCCAUUCCCUGCCGGCCGCUGCUGUGAAACUGUCACUCUUUAUCUCUCGCACAGAAAGGCACAAGAAUGGAAAGUGCGGUGGUUACUCCUCAGGAUCCAACCCUGCUUUCCAACGAAGUCAAGCUCUUCAAUCGCUGGACCUUUGAGGACGUUCAGGUUAGCGACAUAUCUUUGAGUGAUUACAUAGGUGUUGUUCCAGCCAAGCAUGCAACCUUUGUCCCACAUACAGCUGGAAGGUACUCGGUCAAGCGUUUUCGUAAGGCUCAGUGCCCAAUUGUGGAGAGGCUUACAAACUCUCUGAUGAUGCAUGGGCGAAAUAAUGGGAAAAAGUUGAUGGCCGUGAGGAUUAUAAAGCAUGCAAUGGAAAUCAUUCACUUGCUGACAGACCUAAAUCCCAUCCAAGUUAUAGUUGAUGCCGUGGUCAACAGUGGGCCAAGGGAAGAUGCUACACGUAUUGGCUCUGCAGGAGUUGUCAGGCGUCAGGCUGUGGAUAUUUCUCCACUGCGACGUGUUAAUCAAGCUAUUUAUCUCAUUACAACUGGAGCGAGGGAAUCUGCUUUUAGGAACAUCAAAACUAUAGCAGAAUGUUUGGCUGAUGAGCUUAUUAAUGCUGCAAAGGGUUCAUCAAACAGUUAUGCCAUCAAGAAGAAGGACGAGAUUGAGAGAGUUGCCAAGGCAAACCGUUAGAAAACUCCUUUACACAAGAGGACGGUUUACAUGUCAUUACUAGAACUUUGUAUCCUCUUUUCUUUUGUUACUCUGGAGCACAUUCAGAAUAUGGAUGUUGUUGUUUGGUGAUUUUUGUGCCGAGUCUUUGUUUUAUUACGAGUUGCAGUUAGUUCUCCGGAUUGUCAUCUAUAAGCUUUUGUUGAAGUUUCUGAACUGUUCCUAUAAAAGAGAAGAAAACAACGGAAAAAGAAAUAUUCGAAUAUAUUUGUUGGAA